AUGCCGCAAUCUUCUGGAAGAUACCAGAAUCUAGAAGACUUGAAUUCCGGCCGGGACGAAAUCAAUUGGUAUUGGCGGCUCAUCGCUCUAGUUUCGUCAUGGAUGAUCUUGGGAGGAUACCUGAUAUUACCAAAUGCAUUCAUGAGAGACCCUGAGUUGCGAUUUAGCAAAGGUGUGCUUAGCAUACUGAUUGUCACGAUAAUGACGACAGGCUAUUCUUUUACAGCGCUACUUUGCUUCGCUUGCCGAAAUUGGCUGUUCCAAGCUGAAUCAGUCUUCUUGCCUGCUUUGAUAGCCUCUGCCCUUGGCCUUCUCACUGUCCUCUGGAGCUUCGCCUCGAGCACUCGGUUCAUAUGGAACACUGCGGCAAUCAUCACGGUCGCACUGGCCGGAUUCUCGUCCCUCCUGUAUGGUGUCUUACUGAUUUCCACGCACCGCAAAAUCCAAAGGUUCCGCAAGCAAAUCUCCAGCAUGCCAAACUACGCCGACAGCCAUGACAAAAACUACAUCACAAACUACAUUAAAAAUGUGUACCCGUCAGCAGUAAAUUCCGGUACGAACAUACCACCCACAGAGCAGGAACAGAUCAAUCAACACUUGGCUCGCCUUCUAAUGAAAAAUGACCCAGGGCCAUCGCCUGAAGCCUGGCAAUCAACAUUUAAUAUUAGCUUGCCAGAAGAUCCCAGCCACGAGGCAGGAGGUCGUGAGAUACUCCACGGAAGGCGAACAAACACACAUCACGGGCUCUAUGAACCAGAACGACAAAUACAAUCUCCCGGUCGAAGCACAUGGAACCGCAUGGCAGGUGCCAUAGCUGGACACCGUGGCCGUUCCGACACUCUGACUGUUCAAGGCCGAGGAAGAGACGCGACCAGAUCAGAUGGAGAUACCCCGAGAGCACUGAGUCGCGAGGAGCGACGACGCGAGAUUGAGCUGGGUCAAUUAUGA
Molecule: messenger RNA, 948 nt
Organism: Pseudovirgaria hyperparasitica
Lineage: Eukaryota; Fungi; Ascomycota; Dothideomycetes; Acrospermales; Acrospermaceae
Exons: 4
Coding region: 1-948 (315 amino acids)
Source: RefSeq, a predicted model, not a curated record